AUGGACGAACAGACAACACCGCUCAGCGAUGACAGCCUUGAGGGUGCGAUAUCGUCGUCGGAUAUCCAUUGGCCUCGCAAGGACAGCACUGCUCCCCCGGACGAGGCAGAAUCGACAGCCAUCCCAGAGAAUGCCACGCCUUCUAGCACUCCAACCCAAAUCUUUGCUGGUGACACGUCCUCUUCGGACCCAGGCUCGGCGAUACCGGUUCAGGCAAUCACACAGAAUUCGAGACUCUUGCGCCUCCCGUCGGAGCUCCGGAGGGUGAUCUGGAAAUUCGUCUUUGAGACACCCCGCGUCGGCAGAGUCGGACACUUGACCGCCGGGUGA
Messenger RNA from Drepanopeziza brunnea f. sp. 'multigermtubi' MB_m1, 330 nucleotides. RefSeq lists its product as uncharacterized. The record is from RefSeq and is a predicted model, not a curated record. NCBI's taxonomy places the organism in Eukaryota, Fungi, Ascomycota, Leotiomycetes, Helotiales, Drepanopezizaceae.